GUUAUGACAGAUCGAAUAGUCAAAAACGAUGUGGAGCAUUUUUAAAUAUUUAUUACGACGAAACAAUGUCGCGCUCCAAGCCUGCCGCAGAGUUUCGGCCAGCACGGAGAAGCCGAGGUGUAUCAAAGGUACCGGCGAGAUUAAACAGAAAUACCAAAUAGUCAACCACCAAUACGACUGUGUGGUCGUGGGGGCGGGCGGUGCCGGCUUGAGGACCGCCUUCGGUCUCGUGAGCAAAGGUUUCAAGACCGCGUGCGUCACCAAACUGUUCCCCACCAGAUCGCACACGGUCGCAGCACAGGGUGGUAUCAACGCGGCGUUGAGCAACUACGAGGACGAUUAUUGGGUUUGGCACCAUUACGACACGGUCAAAGGUUCCGACUGGCUCGGCGAUCAAAAUGCGAUCCAUUUCAUGACGAAGGAAGCUGCGCGCUGCAUCCAGGAGUUGGAGAAUUGGGGUAUGCCGUUCUCGCGAAUGAAAGACGGACGAAUUUAUCAGCGCGCGUUCGGGGGCCAAUCGCUCAAGUUCGGUGAAGGCGGUCAAGCGCAUCGCACAUGCGCGGCUGCAGACGCGACCGGCCACUACAUGCUUCACACGUUGUACGGACAAGCCGUCAAAUACGACGUGAAGUUUUUCGUCGAGUAUUACGCGCUGGAUCUGAUCAUGGAAGGGGAUCGGUGCAGGGGGGUGUGGGCUUGGUGCCUGGAAGACGGCACCCUUCAUAGGUUCUUCGCCAAGAACACAGUUCUUGCUACGGGAGGUUACGAGCGAGCUUAUUUUUCCUGCACCGCCGCUUACACCUCGACAGGAGACGGUACCGCUAUGGUGACUCGUGCCGGUUUACCCCUGCAAGAUCUGGAGUUCAUCCAGUUCCAUCCGACCGGGAUAUACGGCUUCGGUAUCCUCAUCACGGAAGGUGCCAGAGGAGAGGGCGGCUAUUUCGUCAACGAUAAGGGAGAGCGGUUCAUGGAAAAGUACGCUCCGAAAGCGAAAGAUUUGGCAUCGAGAGACGUCGUGUCCAGGUCUUGCACCAUAGAGAUAAUGGAAGGCAGGGGUUGCGGACCGAACAAGGAGUACGUCCACCUUCAGCUCCACCAUAUCCCCAAAGAGAAGAUCCUCGCUCAGUUGCCCGGUAUACGUCAGACGGCGAUGGAUUUUGCAGGGGUUGAUAUCCUGAGGGAGCCAAUUCCGACGAUACCGACCGUCCAUUAUACGAUGGGCGGCAUUCCGACCAACUAUAGUGGUCAGGUGAUCAGCCAGGUGGGUCCGAACGAAGACGCCCUUGUCAAAGGGCUGUACGCGUGCGGGGAAUGCGCCUCCGUUUCGGUUCACGGUGCCAACAGACUCGGAGCGAAUUCGCUGCUGGAGACGGUGGUGUUCGGCAAAGCGGUGGCCACUAAGAUCGCUGAAUGCGACGUUCCUGGCGACGCGGUCACAAUCGACGAAUCGCUGGGCGAAGAGACGUUGAACAACUUUGACCGAAUCCGUUACUCCAAAGGAAAAUAUUCGGUCGGUCAGCUUAGAGUCAAACUUCAAAAGGCAAUGCAGAAACAUGCGGGAGUGUUUCGGACCCAGGCCAUCCUGCAAGAAGGGGUGCAGGUAGUCAAAGACCUCUACAAGGACUUGGACAACAUCCACGUGACCGACAACCACAUGAUUUGGAAUACGAACCUCGUUGAAGCGUUGGAGCUGCAGAACUUGUUUAUCAACGCGCUUCAGACUAUUUCCGCAAUGGAAGCCCGAAAAGAGUCUAGAGGAGCCCAUGCCCGAGAUGAUUACAAACAGCGGAUCGAUGAGUAUGACUAUUCCAAACCGAUCAAAGGUCAGAAGAGGAAGAAUUUCGAAGAACACUGGAGGAAGCACACGUUGUGUUGGAUGGACGUCGAAACUGGAGAGGUGUGCUUGACUUACCGGCCCGUUGUUGACUGUACGUUGGACGAGAACGAGUGUCCAUCGGUGCCUCCCAGAGUACGGGCCUACUAA
Cylas formicarius (sweet potato weevil) is the source of this 1984-nucleotide messenger RNA. RefSeq names its product succinate dehydrogenase [ubiquinone] flavoprotein subunit, mitochondrial-like. The transcript is spliced from 4 exons. Gene Ontology annotation, molecular function: flavin adenine dinucleotide binding; succinate dehydrogenase (quinone) activity; electron transfer activity. Lineage: Eukaryota; Metazoa; Arthropoda; Insecta; Coleoptera; Brentidae. Bases 29 to 1984 code for a protein of 651 amino acids. The record is from RefSeq and is a predicted model, not a curated record. Gene Ontology annotation, biological process: mitochondrial electron transport, succinate to ubiquinone; tricarboxylic acid cycle.